Messenger RNA from Homarus americanus (American lobster), 3709 nucleotides. RefSeq lists its product as uncharacterized. Bases 272 to 3133 code for a protein of 953 amino acids. The transcript is spliced from 3 exons. NCBI's taxonomy places the organism in Eukaryota, Metazoa, Arthropoda, Malacostraca, Decapoda, Nephropidae. The record is from RefSeq and is a predicted model, not a curated record.
AAAGUUAGUGUACUGCACUUGUGGCCACUUUGCGGAUAACUAUUUUAAUAACUUUUCCUGGUAGGAUUUUGUAUGCAGUUCAAUUUUAAGAAACAGUAAGAUAAAUAAAAAUUUACGAGUCACAGAAUAUUGGAACUGAGUAACCAACUGGCAGCGGCGGAGGAAUAUGACUCUAUUAGAGGCGGGGAUCUGUUCAACCCGGUAGUGGGAGUCCCGCCAUGAGGAAUGGAAACCACGAGUUGAUGUGGCAAUAAGAAAUUAAGUAUUCAAGAUGCAGACUGUUGAAAGUCCACAAGCUCUAUCUGGUGUGAUGAAACCAGAGGAUAAGGAGAAGUUACAAAAAAAAGCAGCUUUCAGCAUCAUCUUCCGCUGUGUUGAGGAGGCUGGGAAGAUGGUCAUGUGUGAUGUAUUGCGUGUUCUGUAUAAGCACCCCAGCAUGAGUACCAAAGGAGGCACAAGGGCUGUGAAGGAUAUCUGCUUAAAUAAGCUGGGCUGGACAGAAGAUAAAUUAAAGAAGAAGUUAAGUAUCUGUACAGAGGACCAAAGAUAUCUUAAUUAUGAUAUAUCUAAACAGUCUGUAAGUAUGUCAUUUGCAUACAAAGUGAUGGUAGAAGUCUGUAGUAACCUCUAUGGAUGGCUUAGUGAUGAAUGUACAAGUUUUAUAAAAGUUCUAAAAACAUACAAGAAUAAGAUAUGUCAUAAAUAUGACCUACAAGAGGAAAAUCUUGCAGUAGAAUUGGAACAUUUUUAUAAAUUAAUCAAAUCUAUUUAUCAGGAUGUUAGUGAAGCCUUUGAGGUUGACAUGGAGGUCAAAUUAAAGGAUGUAGAGACACUUCUGAAACAAAUCCAAACCCAGAAAUGUACAUUAUCUGAUACAAUGAUUCUUUGCAAUGAUGAAUUAGCACUUAUGAUUGUGUCAGGUCGAAGAGAGUUGGCAAGCCGAUACCCAAAGCUGAGAGUUUGCAGUCCUUUAGACUGGAUGAAUGGCAAAGAGACUGAAAAAUUCAAACUUAAGCUAACUAUAGACUGUACAGUAUUGACAAUUGAAGACAGUAUAAGAGAGAUGAAGGUUGAAAAUCUCUUAACAACAGAUGCAAUGAUUCUUGGGAGGUUCAAGAUUCCUUCAGUGUUACUUAUCAGUGGAGAAAUUGGGUCAGGCAAAACAUCCCUUUGUCAUUACCUCCUUCAGGAUUGGCAAAAAAAGCAUUGUCAAGUUAAGAGGAUAAAUAAUUUUGAUUUAGUACUUUUGGUUGAUGCAAACAAAGUUAAGACCUCCUCACUAGAAGAUUACUUGCUUGAAGAGUUCUUGAUAAAUACAGGUGUCUCAUUUAAAAAAGGAAGGAUUAUACCAAUACUCAAGGAGUUAGAUGUUUUGUUCAUCAUUGACUCUUAUGAGGCAAGUUCAAAAAAUCUCUGUGCUAUUGUAUCAGAAAUAUUUUCAAAUUUCAUUGAGAAACGCAUCAUUCUUAUGACACGCCCAGAAUUCAAGCAGGUGUGUGCAAACCUAAUAUGGGAACAUCAUGUUGGCCAUCUUCCAGUUGAUAUUUGUUGCAUGGAUGAUUCAAGACAGAUGACAUUUACCUUACGUCUGUUAAAAGCACUAAAAGAAGAGACCAAUGAAAAGAAAGAACAGUUGCAUCGAUAUUUAGAUGGAAAUGGUAGAGAACUAGGCAGUCACAUCAAACAACCAAAUACACUAGGUCUUCUUCUCAUGCUAUGGAAGAAAAAAACAGAUAUACUAAAAGGAAUGACAAAUGCCUCACUUUUCUACAAUAAACUUUGUCACGGCUACAUUAAUAUGGUUAAGCAACAUCUUGCAAAGCCAGUAGAAGAUUUUGGUAAUGUUAAAUCAACUAUUAUUGAAGCUAUAAGUAAAUAUGCUUGGAAAUUGUUGAUAUCUGGACAGCAUGUGCUGUCAGAUGAGAUAGUGGUGGAUUUUGAUAAUUUGUGCAAAACAGUAGCUAUUCCUUCUGACGACGUGUUGUCAGUACUCAUGUUACGUACCUAUGACGAGAAUGUCACUCCACCCAGCAUAAAGUAUUCUUUCAUCAGUGAAGGUCAGCUUCUGUACUAUGCUGCCUCUUACAUAACCAAGAAUCUAGAAAAAGAAAAUAAAAAUAUCCAGAGCAUCUAUGAGAAAGUAAAGCAUUUGCACAAUUUGGAAGGUUUUCUGCUAAAAUUAGUAGGUAUCCUUAGUAUUUAUAAUAAAUUAAAUGAUGUUUCAGUUAAUGCAAUGUUCACAGUUAUUUCUCAAGCCAACUUCCCAUCUGAAAAUUACAACUUGUGGUGGAAAUUUGUAAAUGAGAGUAGACGUAACCACCAAGUAUGUAAAAUCAUAGCUCAAGAAAGAUUACCUCAAGUUCAUUGGGUUCUUGAUGCCAAAAAUGUUGUUUCUGGGCUCAAACUUCUUGCCCAUACUCCUGUAAAACUCAAGAGUGUAAAAAUUGAGAUUCAUAGUGACACUGAACCCUUUCAUAUUCCUGAGUUCCUUAGAACAAUGGAAAGUCUUCCUGGGUACUUAAAAAACCGCACUCAGCAAGAUCCAAUAGAGGUAGAACUUCACUUUUGGCGCCAUGAUGAAAUUGGUGACUUUGGACCAUCUGACAAAUUUGUGCAAACACUGCAUCCCUGGGGUCGAUUGAAUAACUUUACGGGUUCCUUAGGCGAGCAAGAGGGUGGUGAUGAGGUUCUAAACAUAUUCCAAGGCAUCAAAACUAUCCGGACACGAGUGACAACCCCAGGGGUGCUCAAAUCUCUCCAAAGGAAGCUCCAUAACAUUGCCAAAACAGUGAGGUUCAUCCGCCUCACUCUUGCCUUGCCCACACAAUGUAAUCCCAAUGCCCUGACUCCACUUUAUUUCCAAGGCAACUUAGAACUCAACUUUCUUGGAGUGAAUGAUGACUGUCCCCAGUGGGUGGUGUCUGCAGUGCGGCGAAUUUCUGGACAGCGAGGUUGCUGGAGGGUGUGCCUCCAGGCAUGUUCUAUGAGGUAUGUGAACCUUGAGUGGUUAAUAUUGAAUCUACACGGACUCAUCCUCAACAAGUUGACAAUUGGCUGCGUUGAUGAAUUGGAUGAAAAAAGUCAGAAGCAGUUGGAAAAGAUGGUAGGAUUCACCAUCAAUUGGUUAAUUUGAGAGAAUAGAUAAACCACAUGUUGUCAUUCUGUGUUUAGUUUCAAGUUUGUUAAAUUAGUUUUAGGACUUUUUAACCAAGAUUACAAUAUACAGAAAGGACUUUUUUCUUUUAUAAAAUGGACCCGAAAUGUUUUACACAGACAUAUAUUUUAUGUUGAUUUACCAGUUUUUGGUUUUUCCCAUAAUACUAAUUAUUUUACUGAGAAACUGAAAGGCUUUACAUUUAGUGUAAGUUUAACAUUUUUGGGAUAAUAUAUAAAUUAUUAUUUGGGCACAGUAAUUACUAAAAGGAUUAUUUUACAAACUUGACAUCAGGAGAGUUUCAGUGGUAAAGGAUUCAUUUUAUUGACUCCUUGUCAGUUCUUAAAAAUAUGACAUUAAAUUAUGUAUUUCUUGUCUUUAUUUGUAUUACUAUGACUUGCACUAAAAAAAUUUGUAGGCAGAACAGUACGAGUAGACCCAGUACAGGUUAUGACUAAUGCUGUUCACUCAUUAUUGCAGUUUAUUGAAAUACGUAUUAAUUUUUUUUUUUAGGUUCCAAUAGAUUCUGUAUUAUUGGUGUAAUUUGCAUUGUUU